GUUAUCUGUGAUUUGACUUUUCAGAUUGUAAAGGCGGUUAACGGUUUUUUCGAAAGUCCGAUGUCCGAAAAUUUUGUAUAUCGAGUCUCCAGAUAAGGACAACAUGGUUGGUGAUUUAGUUUAGUGUGAUGUGCUUUAAAUAAAUCCGAAUUAUUAACAAAAUACCAUGUCUCAUACACCAAAGGUCCCGAACAGCACAAGAAGGGCAAACAGAAUAAAUAAUAAUGGAUUUGCAGCACCUUCUACACCAAGAACACCUUUAAUCACGCCCAAAAUCCAUCCAAAAAACCAGCCUAUCAUCGGGACACCAGAAUGUUUUAGCAAUGUCGUAUUCGAAACUCCAAAAUCUGUGAAACACAAGUCUAGAGCUAGUCAAGAAAUCGAUAAUGGAAAUACAGAUGAACUUAGAAAUUUGUCUGUUGCUGUAAGGGUUCGUCCUAUGAACUCAAGAGAACUGGCAUAUAUAGGAGCAACAAGUGUCGUAACUGUUGAAAAAAAUAAUCUCCAUGUGCAAUCUAGUCCAACAGGAAAUUCAGGGGUUUGUCUAGAUCAUGUAUUUCAGUAUGAUCACAUCUUCAGACCCUGUGAUGAAAAUGAUUCCGUUUAUUCUUCCCAAAAAGAGGUAUUUCAAGUCCUAGGAGUGCCUUUAUUGGAAUCUGCGUUCAAGGGAUAUAAUGCUUGCCUCUUUGCUUAUGGACAAACAGGAUCAGGCAAGAGUUUCAGUAUGAUGGGAAGGAGUGAUGCAGAUAUAGAUUCUGAAGAAUAUUCUGGUAUAAUACCUAGAUUUUGCAGGGAUUUAUUUGACCGAAUAAAUAAUUUACCAGAUAAUUGUACUGCUACUCUUGAUGUCAGUUACUUCGAAAUUUAUAAUGAAAAAAUUCAUGACUUGCUGUUGACUAGUGACUCGUCCAAUAAAAUUGCUCUCAAAGUAAGGGAACACCCAACAUUUGGGCCCUAUGUUGAAGAUUUGAGCGUUAAUUCUGUGAAAACAUAUAACGAACUAAGGAAUUGGUUAUUGAUAGGAAAUAAAAAUCGUGCAACUGCAGCAACCAGUAUGAAUGAAAAGUCUUCAAGAUCACAUAGUAUAUUCACUAUUGAACUUUGUUUAACUGAUGGUAGUGAUGAUAGUCUAUGUGAAGGUGGUAGUAGUCGAAGAAGCAGAGUUAGUUUGGUGGAUCUUGCUGGAAGUGAAAGAUUGAAUAAUUCACAUAAUAAUGAGGAAAGGAUACGUCAAGGUGUGAGCAUUAAUAAAUCCCUUAUGACUUUAGGAAAAGUAAUUUCUUCAUUAGCUGAUCUGAGAAGAAACCAAUUUGUCCCUUACAGGGAUUCUGUUUUGACUUGGCUUUUACGGGAAAGUUUAGGAGGUAAUUCAAUGACCACCAUGUUGGCCACAAUAACUCCUUCAAAUUUUCAUGUUGAUGAAACAUUGGCCACUCUCAGAUAUGCAUGCCAAGCGAGGUCUAUAGUUAAUAGAGCCAGAAUUAAUGAAAAUCCACAUGAAAAAUUGAUCAGAGAAUUAAGGUCAGAAGUCUCAAGACUGAGAUCUCUGAAGAAGAACUUUGAACGUUCAUCCUUAGAUUCAAACAUCUCCAUACAAUAUAACAUAAGUAACACAAGUGAGUGUGAGGAAUUAGAGGAUCUAAGAAAGAAACUGAAUGAAACUGAGAAUAAAUUAUCUGAAGCUGAAAAAACCUGGAGAAGGAGAUUUGAAGAAAACAAUGCUGCCAGAUUGAGGGAAUUAGCAGAAAUUGAAAAAAGGAAAGAAGAAUUAGAAUCAAGAAUGAGAAUUAUAAAAUACUCUGAAAAAUCAGUACACUUAUCACCCUACAAAACAAAUUUCCUAGAAGAACUUGAAGAUGUAUUGGAAGAUGAUAGGAAUAUAGAAUCAACGCAAAAUUUUGAAACCAUAACUGAUUGGUGUAAGAUGAAUUCUCUGAAUUACUCUAUUUCCCGAAAUGCUCUUCUGAUUAUAGAUUAUAAAAAUAACAAACAAACCAUAGUAACUUCUGCUGAUUUGGGUUGUUUAGGAAAAUACAAGGAUGUUGGAGAUUUCUUGAAUAACUUGACUUGGAAUGUCAAUAAAUCCUCCAAAAAGCUUACUAAAGCAAAUAUCACGAAAUCCAUGAAUGCAUUAUAUAAAAUACUGUCAGAUGUGCAGCCUCCAGAGGAAGAUGAAGACUUGAGUAUAUUGUACGCCAAAAUGAGCAAAGCUAUCCAGAAAUAUGAAACAGCUUUGAUAAAUGGAGUUGUAGAAAGAAGAGAACCAAAAAAUGUCACAUUCAACAUGUGAAAUGUAUUCAUCAGUACAUUGACUUUUUCAAACUUGUGUAAAGAAUUUGACUUUUUAUUGUAUUUAUUUAAUUUUAAAUAUAGCUGUUCCUUUUUGUAUGUGAUGUUACUUUAUUGUUUCUAUUAAAUUGUGACUUAUUUUUA
Molecule: messenger RNA, 2433 nt
Organism: Coccinella septempunctata (seven-spotted ladybird)
Lineage: Eukaryota; Metazoa; Arthropoda; Insecta; Coleoptera; Coccinellidae
Product: kinesin-like protein KIF14
Exons: 2
Coding region: 167-2290 (707 amino acids)
Biological process (GO): microtubule-based movement
Cellular component (GO): kinesin complex; microtubule
Molecular function (GO): microtubule binding; ATP binding; microtubule motor activity
Source: RefSeq, a predicted model, not a curated record